Abrus precatorius (Indian licorice) is the source of this 3466-nucleotide messenger RNA. Its product is annotated as U-box domain-containing protein 4. Gene Ontology annotation, biological process: protein ubiquitination. Gene Ontology annotation, molecular function: protein binding; ubiquitin-protein transferase activity. NCBI's taxonomy places the organism in Eukaryota, Viridiplantae, Streptophyta, Magnoliopsida, Fabales, Fabaceae. Gene Ontology annotation, cellular component: nucleus; cytoplasm. The transcript is spliced from 5 exons. The record is from RefSeq and is a predicted model, not a curated record. Bases 496 to 3015 code for a protein of 839 amino acids.
GCCAAAGAAAUGAAACAGCAUAUUUAUACUACACAUGAAAUCAAAGGAGAGAGAGAGGGAGAGAGAGAGAGAGAGAGAGAGAGAUUAGAUUGAGUUCAUUAGUCCUAAUUGAAUAAUCAAUUUAAGAGUUCAUCCAAAGAGAAAUUAAUAUUUAAGAAAAAAUAAAUAAAAAAUAAAAAACACGUACAGAAAACGGAGUCUCCGAAAUUUCCCAAUUCUUUGAAGAACUUGCCCUAAUUACCCGUCCCAUUUCCUCUGGUGGAUCGCCACCGUCGCCGGCCAGACAACGAAGCCGUGACGCUCCCUUGCCGGCGGUGGUCACUCUCACUUUCCGGCGACUAAACUGUACAAAGGAAGAAGAACCAGAGCAAAAAGAAGAAGAAGAAAAUACGCUUUUGCUUCGUUUUCUUCAGCUCGUUGUUUCAACCUUCAACAACUUGACGAAUCGAACAGAGUCCUGGAAACAGCCGGACUAGGUUUUGCUCCAUCGGUGUUAUGGAGAUAUCAUUGUUAAAAAUGAUUGUUGAUGGGAUAUCCUCAUUUUUGCAUAUAUCAUUUUCUGGAAACAUGAACACUGAACCUGUCUCAAAGUAUUACUGCAAGGCAGAGGAGAUACUUAAGUUAUUGAAGCCAAUUAUUGAUGCGAUUGUUAAUUCUGAGUUAGCUUCUGAUGAAGUGCUUAAUAAGAUAUUGGAAGAAAUGGGUCAUGCUGUUGAUGAAUUAAAGGAUCAUGUUGAGAACUGGCACCUAUUGUCUAGCAAAGUGUACUUUGUUAUGCAAGUUGAACCCCUAAUAUCAAGGAUUCGCACUUCAGGGCUUAAUAUUUUCCAGCAGCUGAAGUCUUCUCAGCAAUGUCUCCCCGAUGAAUUGAGUUCUGAACAUUUACAGCUCUGUGCUCAAAAGCUUAAGCUUUUGGGACAUGAAGAGACCUCAUCAGUCAUUAAGGAAGCUAUUACAGAGCAAAUGGAAAAUGUAGGACCCAAUUCAGAGGUCCUGGCAAAAAUUGCUGAUAGCCUGGGCCUAAGGUCUAAUCAGGAGGUUCUAAUUGAGGCUGUGGCUCUUGAAAGGUUGAAGGAGAAUGCUGAACAAACUGAAAAGACUGCAGAAGCUGAAUACAUUGAUCAAAUGAUUGCUGUUGUAACUCGUAUGCAUGAGCGUCUUGUUAUGCUUAAGCAAGCCCAGAGUUCCAGCCCAGUUCCAAUACCUGCUGAUUUUUGUUGUCCUCUUUCGUUGGAGUUGAUGACUGAUCCUGUGAUUGUGGCGUCAGGGCAAACAUAUGAGCGGACUUUUAUCAAGAACUGGAUUGAUCUUGGGCUUACUGUUUGUCCAAAGACACGUCAGACUCUGGCUCACACAAAUUUAAUACCUAACUAUACUGUAAAAGCACUAAUUGCUAAUUGGUGUGAAACAAACAAUGUACAGCUGGUUGAUCCCGCCAAAUCCACAAAUAUAAAUCAAGCAUCUGUCCUUCAUGGGUAUAUGGAAUCUGGUACAACCAGAGAAUCUCCUGUUUUUGCUCAUUCCAGGAGCAACCAGCCAUCCUCACCUGAGUCAGCUCGGUCUCGCUCUUUUAGUUCACCAGGUAAUAACAUAACGUCUGGUGGAAUUCAGAGAGAGGGAUCCUCACCAUUGCAUCCCCGUUCAACUUCAGAAGGUUCUUUAAGUGUUAUGGUUAAUGGGCAAUAUACAGAUCCUGUAAGAAUGUCACCUGCAGGUUUGGACGAUAGGUCUGCUAGCUCAGAUGAAAGCAGUGUGGAUUCAGUUGGCCAACCAUCAAUGUCACCACCUAGAAAGGAAUCGUCCAGUGCCAUUAGCUCUGUACAAUCUCAAACCCAUAAUAGAGCUGUUUCUGAUUCCAGUGCACUUUGCACUGCUAAUUUUCCUCAAGAAACACAAGGUGAUGAUGACAAUGUUCCUCAGCUGUCAACAAGUCCAGGCCACAGUAGAGAUGCUUCUGGUGAAUUAAAUCCAGGGCCAGAGACUGCUGGUGCUGCUGCCAUACCAUCUAUGCAUAGAGAACAUGAGUUCCCACCCCGAUUGAUGGAGACAAGGUCCCGAAACCAUGCCAUAUGGAGGAGGCCAUCAGAGAGGCUUGUUCCUAGGAUAGCAUCUUCUCCUGCCAUUGAAACAAGACCUGAUCUUUCUGGUAUUGAAAACCAGGUUCGGAAUUUGGUUGAGGGCUUGAGGAGCUCUGAUCUUGAUACUCAGAGAGAGGCUACAGCAGAACUCCGCCUUCUUGCUAAGCACAAUAUGGAUAAUCGGAUUGCAAUUGCAAACUGUGGAGCCAUUGUCUUAUUAGUUGAUUUACUUCGAUCAACAGAUAUUAGGAUCCAAGAAAAUGCUGUUACUGCACUUCUCAACUUAUCAAUCAACGAUAAUAACAAAAGUGCAAUUGCAAAUGCUGGUGCAAUUGAUCCUCUGAUUCAUGUGCUUGAGACUGGGAGCCCAGAAGCCAAGGAGAAUUCAGCUGCCACUCUUUUCAGCUUAUCUGUGAUUGAGGAAAACAAGAUUAUCAUAGGGAGGUCAGGGGCAAUUAGACCAUUGGUGGAUUUAUUAGGAAAUGGAACUCCUAGGGGAAAGAAAGAUGCUGCUACUGCUUUAUUUAAUUUGUCAAUAUAUCAUGAAAAUAAGGGUCGGAUUGUGCAAGCUGGUGCUGUGAAGCACCUUGUGGAGUUAAUGGAUCCGGCAGCUGGAAUGGUUGACAAAGCAGUGGCUGUCUUAGCAAAUCUUGCCACAAUUCCAGAAGGAAGAAAUGCAAUUGGUCAGGAAGGUGGGAUUCCUGUUUUGGUUGAGGUUGUCGAGUUGGGUUCUGCCAGAGGAAAGGAAAAUGCAGCAGCAGCUCUUCUGCAUCUUUGCUUGCACAGUAACAGAUUUUUAAGCAUGGUGCUCCAACAAGGAGCUGUCCCACCAUUAGUAGCAUUAUCACAGUCAGGCACCCCAAGGGCCAAAGAAAAGGCCCAGACGCUCCUUAAUCAAUUUAGAAGUCAAAGACAUGGGAAUGGUGGGAGGGGCUGAUUUUGAAUUCCCUACCUCUUGUGGUAUCCAAAGGUUUUGAAUUAACUCCUAUAGAAUCUCUCCCAUUUAUACAUUACAGGGUGCAAAUAAUGUGUGUAAAGGUGUUUUGUAUUGUUUUCACUUGCAUGUAAAGGGAAAGAAGAAAAAUAUUUGUGGAGGAUUGAUUGUGUCCUCCAAGUGAGAAACCUUUGUGAUGUAAGAAAAAUUACACAUGUAAGUCUAGCUUCUGUUUUAACAAAAGAAUGUCUAGCUUUUGUUGCUGUGCUAGGGCAUGAUGGUUGUGGACAAAUAAAAUGAUGUGAUUUAUUUGGUGACCCCUUACUGCCCCUUUCAUUGAGAUACGGAUCUAGGUGUUAUGUUCAUGCGUGGAUGAUUUUAAAACAGGCAUCGCAAGCAUCAUGAAGACAACAUGAUUAUAUGAUACCCUCUUUAGAUAAAGUUCUUGCCGUCC